GAUCUAGGUCCAUAUCCAUUUUGAUAGGGGCGGCCUAGACGGGCCCUUUGUUUGCGCAUGUCAAACCAAAAUCCAUCAAAUUGAGCCGUCGAGGAGGGUCCACGACACACAAUCAGCUAACCCAGUCAUCAACCAAUCGGACGCCCACCGGGAUAACGAAACUGCACCGUCAUCCCCCCGCGCUCACUCUCUCUCUCUGCAGAUCACCGGAAACGGCGACUCGCCGUCCCGACGGCAAAACGUUUAGACACACUCUGUCUCUCCUCCCAUCGACUGCACAAAUUCCGCGUACGGAAACAUACUCCAAAUUCCACAAACUUAUACGUAUCUGAGAAUUGUUUGGUUGAGCUUGGACGCAGUGAGCUCGGAGUGAGGCUGAGCUGCUUUAUUUCUCACAAUUCACCGAUUCUCCUUCUCCGUCGCGGAGAUUGAGCUGUUGGACCAUGGGCAGUAGUGAACGGGAUAAAUCUCCAAAAGAAGCAAAGGAGCCUUUGACUCCUAGUUCACAGGAGCACGCCACAACCACCAGCACUGUCAAUCCAGAGUGGCCAGGGUUUCAGGCAUACUCUCCUGUGCCUCCGCAUGGGUUCUUGGGAUCAAAUCCUCAAGCACACCCUUAUGUGUGGGGAGUUCAGCAUCUAAUGCCACCCUAUGGUACUCCACCCCAUCCUUAUGUUGCAGUGUAUCCACAUGGCAGUAUCUAUGCUCAUCCAUCCAUUCCGCCAGGAUCUUACCCGUUUAGUCCAUUUCCAAUGCCCUCUCCGAAUGGCAUUUCAGAGACUUCAGCUAAUACUUCUGGAAACGUAGAAGUAAAUAGCAAGGCAUCUGAAGGGAAGGAAAAGUUACCUAUUAAAAGAUCCAAGGGAGGCAUGCGCAGUUAUAAAAUGGCUUCAGAGGAAAAUAAUGAACUUGGAAAAACAUCUGCAGCAACUGCUAAUGGAGCAUACUCUAAAAGUGCGGAGAGUGCAAGUGAAGGGUCAACUGGAGGGAGCGAUGUCAAUUCUCAAAAUGGAUCACAAACAAAGUCCAGAGGAGAAGCGACUCAAAAUGGAGAGAGCAAUGAUCAUGCUUUGGCAAUGGCACCACAAUCAACAGGUGGCGUGACUGCAUUAGGUGUUGCUGGCCCUACUACAAACUUGAAUAUUGGAAUGGAAGACUAUUGGGGCUCUGCUCCUCCUGUUAUUCAUGCGAUUCAAGGGAAAGUGCCUUCUGCUCCUGUUCCUACUGGAUCACGAGAGGGUGUUCAACCACAACAUUGGAUUCAGAAUGAGAAGGAGCUUAAGAGGCAGAGAAGAAAACAGUCCAACCGGGAGUCUGCUCGCCGUUCCAGGUUGCGCAAGCAGGCAGAAUGCGAUGAACUGGCCCAGCGGGCUGAAGCUCUGAAAGCAGAAAAUGCAUCUCUUAGAGCUGAAAUAAGUCGUAUGCAGAGUGAGUAUGAACAGCUUAGUGCUCAGAAUGCCUCUCUCAAGCAGCAAAGAUUGGGUGAAGUUCCUGGGAAAGACGAGCCGAGGCCGACCAGAGAAGAAUCUCCUCCCGCGGCGGAUCGCCUUUCAUCAGAAGCAGCGACUGCAAACGGUGAUCAAUGACCGGUCACAAUCGGCCUUUUGGGUGGUUAAUCUAAUGAGUUGGUAACAGGAACUAAUUUGCUGAUGAUGUUAGCUUUAAGCCUUUAACCUAAUUAAUGACUUGGGUUCCCUUUUCUGGGAGGGUCAAAAUAUUGUCCAUUGUUUCUCAGUGUACCCAUCUUUUAAGGUCGAGAAACUCUGAUGAUAUGUUUGGGCAGAACCCUUUUGCAUAUGAUGCUGCACCCUUAUGUAGGGUACCCAUCUCUCUAUUCAUCUUAUUACUUGCUCUCUUUGUCUGGGUUUAAUUGUUUACUUUCUUUCCAUCUGGCCAGACUCCAGAAUUAGUUGUCCAUUUAUCAUAUUUAAUAAAAUAUAAUGAUGGAU
Messenger RNA from Cuscuta campestris, 1949 nucleotides. The record is from the annotation of a GenBank genome assembly. NCBI's taxonomy places the organism in Eukaryota, Viridiplantae, Streptophyta, Magnoliopsida, Solanales, Convolvulaceae.